UAUUCGAACGAGGUUGUACCAUUUAUCUCAUUUCCUUAAGUUGGCUUUCACAUUUUCGCGCCUGCGGCUUAGAUUGAUACAUCCUCCAAGAAUAGCAUACAAGAGGAGCCACGUUACAUACGACUCCACUCAUCUCAUUCCACCCCGUUCGCUCUGACUCAACCCCCACUUAAACCACAACCCAUGUCUCCGUCAUCUCACAUGGCGUCCUCAUCCCAGGUAUCCCCCUGGUCUGGCUCUCCGGCGCUUCUCAUGCGCUUGGCAGUACCCCAAUGCUCGUUCCCAUCCUCCGCACACCCGCGGAGAGCUUCGCAGCCGAUUACACCAACGACUCUGGCGCAGACGCAGCACUGAGCAUAACCGUGUUGACGAAACUGAGGUUCCGAAGAUGUACACACAACGCACAUGUCUUCAUACGACAGAAAGACCUCGACAUGGACGCCUUACAGCAGUAUCGACGACUUGCAGUUCGAAUUUUCGAUGCUCGACCCUCACAUCCGCACUUCUCUGCCGCCUGUCCCUGGAUCCCCUGGUACAUACCAGGUCCAGUUCCGUGCUCCUGACAGACACGGUUGUGUUCUAAUUCGUCUUGAACUGGAAGAGGAAGGGGUCCUCAUCCUUCUCGUCGAGCAUGACUGUCCCCAUCGUGCCACCGAGACAUGAUGAAUGCCCUCGCUUCUUGAGCGUUGCAUGGCCAUACUACACAGGAUCCAUCAGCACGAGUGUCGGAUUUUUCCUUUUUGCAGCUUCAUGGCUUACAAGAGACGUCAAAGGCGGCCAAAGCAGAGUAAAUACUUACCGGCGCCUGGUUAUGGAGCAAGCGAAAUGUACUGAACCCAUCGCUGAUACUUAGUUCGCCUGUAUAUCUCGCAGAAGAUCUGGUUGUGCAACCUAAGCAACAACUUUAAAGCGGAAUGUAUGUAUGGGUGCGAUAUACAUAUCAUGACUUUGCAGGUGGGGCCCGGAACACUUUGCGUAGGUUGUCACAAACGACGCCUGGACUUUCGGCGGCGUCGAUACCAUGCCACAGGUACUCUAUGUAUUCGG
Messenger RNA from Suillus paluster, 1047 nucleotides. RefSeq lists its product as uncharacterized. The record is from RefSeq and is a predicted model, not a curated record. Bases 406 to 663 code for a protein of 85 amino acids. Gene Ontology annotation, cellular component: oligosaccharyltransferase complex; endoplasmic reticulum membrane. The transcript has 3 exons. Lineage: Eukaryota; Fungi; Basidiomycota; Agaricomycetes; Boletales; Suillaceae.